AUGCUUGCAUCUGGUCUCCUCGCCGUCGUUGCGCUGUUCCAAGGCGUCACAGCAUCCCCGGCCCCCGAAGCCGAGCUCGACAUGGCCGCACCCCGUUACGUCUGCCCAAAGUGCCCCGCGAGCGCACCACUGUGCGCGUUGAACCUGAACACAAGGCAGCCAAAGUGCUGCCCUGAGGGGAAGCCUCUCGCCAACAACGCCGGCUGCUACACAUCCGACAACGUCAUUUGCAACAACACGCAGAUCUGGGCUCCCGGUACUCAUUGCCCGUGUGUCUAA
Akanthomyces muscarius is the source of this 279-nucleotide messenger RNA. RefSeq lists its product as uncharacterized. The transcript has a single exon. Bases 1 to 279 code for a protein of 92 amino acids. The record is from RefSeq and is a predicted model, not a curated record. NCBI's taxonomy places the organism in Eukaryota, Fungi, Ascomycota, Sordariomycetes, Hypocreales, Cordycipitaceae.